Durusdinium trenchii is the source of this 483-nucleotide messenger RNA. NCBI's taxonomy places the organism in Eukaryota, Dinophyceae, Suessiales, Symbiodiniaceae. The record is from the annotation of a GenBank genome assembly.
AUGGCUCCGCUUGACUGGGAUAAGGCGGGCGAAGUGGUGGACCCGGCGGACUUCGAAGAUGAGGAGGACUCCACGGCGCGAGAGGUGCUGGACAUGGCCUUCAGCAAGAUGGACCCUAAGAAGAAGCAAGGAUAUGUGGAGCAGUUGCAAAAGGUCCAGUUGGCGCCAGAGAAGCGAGGUCCUCCCAUCCCGCAGGCAAGAGAGGAGGAGCUCUUGGCCAAGGGCUCCAAGGCCACACAAGAGGAGAUCGAGGAACUCCUCGAUCUCCGCCGGCAGCGCUGGGGCAACGCGGCCGGCGGCAGGAAGGGCACCGGGAGCUGCAGAGCCUGUGGAACAGCCGCGGCGCAGCCAUUUCAGUGCGGCACCUGCAAAAGUGUCCGCUAUUGCUCCCCAGAAUGCCAGAAGAGCCAUUGGAAGGAGCACAAGAAGAAGUGCAGACAGCGCCUGCGCGUGCAGAUCUGUGUGCUCUCCGAUUUCGCCUGA